GGGUGUCAACGAACAAUACAUCCCGCCCCCACCUUUGGAUGAUGCAGCCAGGCACCUCUUAGAAAAUGGAGUUUUGACAUUUGACUGGCGAGACACACUACGCUUGAUGGCGGCUGACUUUGAUCUCUUUUAUUAUAUAGGACGUGUGUCUUUAAUUUCCAAAUUCUCUUCUUCACCUUCAUUUUUCGGCUUUGUUUUCACACGGUAAAACAGUGUGAAAACAACAGCCAGUGGCCAAUGCCUCUUUUGGCCAGGCGUAACAACACACUGCUCUAACCGAUAUACAGAGAACAGCGUCAAUGACACUUCUCACGCGACACUGACAAGUGUCAUUGAUGCUGCACAUAUGUAGGAUAGGGAUGGGGCAGUCUGUUCUUCUGGCUUGUUCCCAAAAGGAGUAUUGGCAGCUCUUGUUUCAUCAUCAACUUUCUUUUAAUGGACACGAAAAAUGGCAUUAAUGGUAAUGGGAUAAUGGGAGGAGAGGAUAAGAGAAUGGCUGAGGCAAACUUUCGUUUUGAUUCACAUUCGCUUCCUUGGAUUGUGUGCUCUUGAGCAUCCAUUCCUUGCUUCAUUAGAC
Molecule: messenger RNA, 577 nt
Organism: Trichoderma harzianum CBS 226.95
Lineage: Eukaryota; Fungi; Ascomycota; Sordariomycetes; Hypocreales; Hypocreaceae
Source: the annotation of a RefSeq genome assembly